AUGUCGUCUGCUGCAUCCGCAUCAACGGAGUAUCCAGAGCAUGAUUUGUCCGAGUUCCCGGCCGCCCUCAGAGGGAAGCGCAUCCUCCUGUGCACCGAGUCCUUCGGCCCCGUCAAUGGGGUGAGCCGGACGACUCUCAUGCUAGUCAACCACCUGCGCGAUCACGGCGUCCAGGUUGCGGUGGUUGCUCCUCACAACCACACCAACCACAACACCUUUUCGCCUCCUCCGUCUCCCAGCCUCUCUCCUGCCGACAAGCAGCCCGAGGUCCGCGUCACGGGCUACCCCCUGCCGUUCAACCCGGAGCUGUCCAUCGUCUAUCCCGUCCGCAACUCAACGCUCUACUCUCGCACCUUUGGCGACGAUGCGCCGCCAGAUCUCAUCUACCUCGCCUCUCCGGCCAGUCUGGGCUUUCAAGUCAUGCUGCAGCUGAGACAACAGCCCCAGGAGAAGCAGAUCCCCAUAAUUUGCAACUUCCAGACCGAUCUGGCGGGCUACUGCUCGAUUCUCUUCCCGGCGCCGCUCAGCCAUGCGGCCGUCUUUGCCUUUGACGCUGUACAGAGCUACCUCUUCAGACACUCUUCUAUCAAGACCAUCUUCUACCCUUCCAGAUUUGUCAGGCGGUACUUGGAGGGCCAAAGAGUCCAGCCUAGCAAACUCGAGGUCCUGACAAGAGGCGUCAACACGACCAUGUUCAACCCGAGCCGCCGGAGCGAGGCCCUCCGAAAGGAGAUUGCGCCCAAUGGAGAAAUCAUCUUUGUCACUGUUUCUCGAAUUGCAGGCGAAAAGGGCUUCGAAUUCCUUGCUAAAGUGGCAAAGGAACUGGACGCCAGGGGCCUUCCCUUCAAGAUGCUCAUUGUCGGAGGGAACCGAAACCCAGAUGUCGAAAAGGAGGUUCAAGAGCUUUUCGACCCUCUCAGGGAAAAGGGCACAGUCACCUUUGCCGGCUUCAAGGUCGGUGAGGACCUCGCUGCGUACUACGCCAGUGGUGACGUUUUCCUACACUGCUCCGUCACGGAAACCUUUGGCCUGGUUGUGCUCGAAUCCAUGGCCAGCGGUGUCCCGGUGGUUGCUCGUGACGAAGGAGGCCCUUCCGAUAUUGUCGCGGAUGGCAAGACGGGCUACUUAGUCCCCCCUAAUGACCUCCAGGGAUUCGUUGCCAAGGCCGCCCAGCUGGCUGAAGACCACCAGCUCCGCUUCAACAUGGCCAAGGAGGCUCGCCUCGCUGCUUGUGAAGCCACCUGGGAGAAGAUCAACAAUAAGGUUGCCUGGCGCAUGGCCGACACCAUUGCCCAGCGCGAGCUGGAGCAGGGCAAGCCUCAACCUACCAAGGCCGUGACAACCACCGCCCAGCAGCUGGUGCCCGUGUACGGCUGGCUCAUGAUGAAUAGUGCUCUGCGAGAAACCGUCACACGCAGCGUCGUCGAUGCAAAGCUGAUGGGUGGCUUGGGCGUUAUCCUGAGUUUCUGGGUCGUUACCGGUGCGUAUGUGGUCUUUUCCGAAGGUCUCCUGUGGGCAAAGGGCAGGAUUCGCAAGUCCGCACCGGCGAAUUGA
This is a messenger RNA of Trichoderma citrinoviride, 1554 nucleotides long. Its product is annotated as glycosyltransferase family 4 protein. The record is from RefSeq and is a predicted model, not a curated record. The transcript has a single exon. The coding region runs from base 1 to 1554 and encodes 517 amino acids. Gene Ontology annotation, molecular function: glycosyltransferase activity. Lineage: Eukaryota; Fungi; Ascomycota; Sordariomycetes; Hypocreales; Hypocreaceae.